UGUUCAGUUUUGGUCAAACCCAGACUUCUACUAAUAAAAAAUGCCCAGCGUUAUUAGAAUUUAUAACUUCUAAACCAUAAAUAUUGGCGGGUGAUUAUUGUUAAUGAACGUGUGAUGAAGCCUAAUAGCAAUUUAUUAUUGCUGCCGCCGGCCGACACACACGCACACAUACACAAACAUGCACAUUUUAAUAUUAGUUAAUUAUUAUCGUUGAAACUGUGAAUUAUAUAAUAUUUUGUUAAUUUUAUACUCAUCGGCCGCCGUAUCUUUAACAUGUUUGUCGAUAGGCUUAUAAUUAGUAUUGAUUCAGUAUUGUUUUUCUUAUUCUCGCACACACAGAUGCAGCACAGCGUAGUCGCAAAGUUUUUUUUUGAUAUAUGAUUAAUGAUACGCAAUUCGCCGCAUUUUUAUAAUUUUUAUUUUAAAUGCAAAAAUUAAUUUUUAGUGUUAAAUCUACAGGCACAAAUUGCCAUAUGACGGUACCACAAGUAGGAGAUGAACAAGAACAUCAUUCAGCAUUGACAGUAGCCGAUGAUUCGAAUUCGGCCGAUGUUCCGAAUUUGAAAGGUGAUUGGCAUAACAUUUUUAUAUUGUUAGUGCUGUAUACAAUGCAAGGCAUAGCAGGUUUCGGUUUCUAUAAAGGAGUGAUGAUACUUAUGCAAACCAACAAACACAUAACUUAUAAAGAUCAGGCUCUUUUUAGUAUGGUUAAAUGGUCAUAUAGCUUGAAAAUUAUCUGGGCACCUUUAGUAGAUGCGUUCUAUGUACAAAAAGUGGGAAGGCGAAAGUCUUGGCUAAUACCUGUUCAAUAUUUAAUUGGAGGAUGUUUCAUUUAUAUAGGCAAUAAUAUUAACGAAUGGUUACCAGAAACGGAAAAACCAGACGUAUUGAAAUUGUUUUACGCGGUUUUCUUCGUUCAAAUCUUGGUCGCCACACAAGACAUAGUUGUCGACGGUUGGGCACUAACAAUUCUAAAAAAGAAUAACGUGGUUUAUGCAUCAACUUGCAAUGGAGUGGGCGCACCACUGGGCAUAAUGAUGGGCUCCUUUUUUCUCGUUUUGUUCACAUCAGAAAAUUUUUGUAACAAGUACUUACGAUUUACACCGGGUACAGGUGGAAUAGUGACCAAGGAAUAUUCAUUUUACUGUGUGGCCGUUCUUUAUAUUUUAUUAACAACAUUGAUUUUGAUCUUCAAAAAAGAAAAAGAAUACAGUUCAGAGGACAACUACAUAAAGCUCAACUUUAUUCAAAGUUAUUUAAUUAUAUGGGAUAUUUUAAAAAAACCUAGUUUCCGGUUAUUGAUGAUUGUAUUGUUGACAGCGGAGAUUGGCUUUGCUACAACUGAACAAAAUAUAUUGAUUUUAAUACUCAUUGAAACAGGAAUACCAAAAGACAAUAUUAUGGUAAUAAUCUCAUCAACGUACAUUGUAAUCAUUAUUACUCCAAUCGUUGUAUCAAAAUACACUUCGGGACCUAAGCCAAUGAGCGUAUUCUUAAAAUUAACACCCGCCAGAUUACUUUGGAAUAUUACGUUUGUUAUAUUUAUAUAUUAUACAACGAAAUUCCUUACAACUUAUGAAAAUAUAGGUUUUCCAAUAUAUUAUUAUGCAGUUUUAGCAUUAUUAUUAAUAAUAAAUAACAUCCUAGGCAUGACUGUGAAAGUGUCUGAAUUUGCUUUAUUCAAUCGUAUAAGUGAUCCUCGUUUUGGUGGUACAUAUUUUACAUUAUUGAGUACGUUUUAUUUUUUGGGAACGUUUUCAUCAACUUCACUAGCGAUUUCAAUGAUCGAUUUUUUAACAUUCAAAGAAUGUCCAUUAAAUUAUGAUAACAAUUGUUCUACAUCAAAUCAAAACAACACGUGUAUAACAAAUGGAAGUAGUUGCAUUGUAACAGUUAACGGCUAUUACGUAGAAUCGGCUCUUUGUAUAUUGUUUGGGAUCGGAUGGUACUAUAUUUUCAGAGGUACUCUUAAAAAACUCCAAGUAAAGAGCCCUUCUCAUUGGAUGGUUAAUCUAAAAAAUAAUAAAGUGAAGAAAAAUGAAACAACUGAGUACACAAUGGUUGAAAAUACACACUAAAAUUUAUUUCCUUGCUCAUGAAUAAAAUAUAAUAGGUCAAUCAAUAAUAGUUUUGCUUUUUAAUAUUUCAUCUUAGGUAAUCCUAGUUUAUCUAUGUUAAUUUUGUAUUGUUAAUUAAUUUAGU
Messenger RNA from Rhopalosiphum padi (bird cherry-oat aphid), 2202 nucleotides. RefSeq names its product acetyl-coenzyme A transporter 1-like. NCBI's taxonomy places the organism in Eukaryota, Metazoa, Arthropoda, Insecta, Hemiptera, Aphididae. Bases 426 to 2078 code for a protein of 550 amino acids. Gene Ontology annotation, cellular component: membrane. Gene Ontology annotation, molecular function: acetyl-CoA transmembrane transporter activity. The transcript is spliced from 9 exons. The record is from RefSeq and is a predicted model, not a curated record.